AUGGGAAACUGUCUACCAUCAACGUUUUCGUUUUCAUACCAAGAGCAUCCUACCUUUGCAAGAAAUAUUCCUUUCUCAUCAUAUGACUUCGUAUCCUUGCAUGGCCUUAACCGACUACCUCCCGAGGAUAUCAGCUUCUUAGGGCUGAAAGGGUGCCUUCAAGUUCCGAAUCGAUCAAAUCUAGAUGUGCUUCUUAGGAAAUAUUUCUUACAUGUUCAUCCUUGUCUUCCGGUGUUGGAUGAAGCAGAAAUCUGGCGAAUGUAUGACGGCAACUGUUCUCAAAACAGGUCUCCCCAGAAGCUGUCGCUCUUGGUUCUACAAGCUAUACUCUUUGCUAGCAGUGCUUUUGUUCCUUUGAAAACACUCACAGACAUGGGAUUCUCUGAUGCAAGGAGUGCUCGAACCGCCUUGUAUCAUAGAACAAAGCUCUUGUUUGACCUAGACGCAGAGACAAAUAUUUUAUCACGUGGCCAAGGAGCCAUUCUGUUAACAUUCCAGACUACAGCUUCAGACCUCUUUUCUGGAACGCACUGGCUGUCAGCAGCAAUCCAAUUGGCUAAAUCAGCAGAGGCUGACAUCUCUGAUCAUGAAAUGGGAGAUAAAACCCCAGAGACUCUAGCCAAGAAAAGACUGUGGUGGUGUAUCAUCCUUCGUGAUAGGAUACAUUCUCUAGCCCUCAGACGCCCAAUUCAGCUCCGGCCAGACCAAGCACAUAUUGGUUGUGACUAUCUGCACGAAAAAGACAUGGAGGAUGAGAUUAAACAUUCAAAAGUCUACAGUGCGGAUGAGAAACGACAAUUGGUUCAUAUUUUCCGCCUCCAGUGCCAAUUGGCUGUCAGCAUUACGGACCUGAUCACAAUUGUGUAUUCUCCCCUUUGGAGCACUCUCCCGGAAUUUAUUUCAGCAAAAAAUGCUAUCAGCACCCAAAAUGAAAUUGACGAAAUGAAAUAUUCCCUCCAAAAAUGGGCUGAAAUAGCCGCGAAGACCCUGGGAACAUCCUCCACUUCUGCCAGUGUUAUCAUGUUUACUAAGUUAACAUACAUGUACUAUGACUCUGCCCGACUUGCAGUUUAUCAUUAUGAAGCGCUAAUAUGGGAGACACGAUACGAGUACCAUUACCCAAGUAGCAUACAACCCAUCAAGGCCGAAAUCGAAGAAGUGAUGUUGAGUAUGAAUGAGAAUAUUGAAGAGUUAAUCACUCAAGGGCUGGCAUGCUAUCUUCCGAUCAGCGCUAUUGCGCAUGCCGCCCUUCCACUCGUGCUUAGCGUCCUCGACUCAGAGCUAUCCUCAACUAGACUACAACUAGUAGCACGGCAACGCCGGCUGCAUUUUUAUAAACAAAUAAUGCUGGUCCUUCAAUCGCGCUACGAAGCUGCUGAUAAGGUUUGUUCGUUCGUCGACGAUGUUAUCACCUAUUCUAAAUUAAAGCUCGAUUUGAACUCUACUGGGAUGAUCACUGGCUCCGGUGUCGAUAAUGAGUCUUUACAAAACUUGAAUAGGAGUAACGAUAUCGCGUCUAGGUCACGCGAACGAUAUCAAGUACCAGGACGACGAAUGAAGACCAUUUGCGAGUUUUUCUUUCGCCAGACUCGCUCAUAUCUCCGCCUAGCUUUACUUCUAGAUCAUGCUCUCUCUAGAGGCAAAUACCCUCGGCAAGAUGAUAUCGAACGCCUCUGGAAGAGACUACGACUCUCUGACACAGACAAGUCAUCUAGCAGCUUGUGCAACGAUCAAACAGAAGCUGCGACAGCGCAAGCUCCCCAACCAAUGAACUCGGUAGUAGAGAAUGAGAGGGUCCCUCAGAAUCCUAGUUGGUCGAGCCUCCGGCCCUCAGACAUUGAAUUUUCGGAGACUGGUUGCAUCUGCCCUGCUAAUAUCAUGAUAAAUGACGACCUUCAAUCACAAACAUCACUGGACAAUUGUACGUCGGAUAUUCCAUCUAUUGUCUCGAACAUUUGGGAAGAUGUACAUAUUUGA
Messenger RNA from Talaromyces rugulosus, 1977 nucleotides. RefSeq lists its product as uncharacterized. The transcript is spliced from 6 exons. Gene Ontology annotation, molecular function: zinc ion binding; DNA binding. NCBI's taxonomy places the organism in Eukaryota, Fungi, Ascomycota, Eurotiomycetes, Eurotiales, Trichocomaceae. The record is from RefSeq and is a predicted model, not a curated record. Gene Ontology annotation, biological process: DNA-templated transcription. Bases 1 to 1977 code for a protein of 658 amino acids.